Messenger RNA from Exophiala xenobiotica, 633 nucleotides. RefSeq lists its product as uncharacterized. NCBI's taxonomy places the organism in Eukaryota, Fungi, Ascomycota, Eurotiomycetes, Chaetothyriales, Herpotrichiellaceae. The record is from RefSeq and is a predicted model, not a curated record. Bases 1 to 633 code for a protein of 210 amino acids. The transcript is spliced from 3 exons.
AUGCCUCCCCAGACGCAGACAGUCUUCCGGCUGACUUCGAGAAAUGGCUUUGAUGGGCUGCAGGCGUUCAAAGAGCCCAUUCCAACCAUUGGCGAUUACGAAGUCCUCGUGAAGAUUCGCAGUGUUUCCAUCAACUAUCGCGACAUCGCCAUUGCGCAUGACAAGUACCCCCUCAUGGUCAAGGACCAGGUCAUUCCUUGCUCCGAUAUGGCUGGUGAGGUCGUCGGGGUUAGCAGCCAAGUCGAGGAUAUUUUUAUCGGUGACAACAUUGUCGCACCCAUUAGUUCCUCGGCGCUGUAUGGUCCAGUGAAAGAGGACCGUAACACGCUCGGCGGAGGCAAAGAUGGCGUACUCAGAGAAUAUAUCGUACUCCCGGCCCACACGGUGAUCAAGCUGCCCAAAUCACCUCACACCUUCAGCGAAUGGGCUGCUUUGGUGGGGACGGGAACAACUAUUUGGAAUUGUUUUUAUGGCUACGUGCCAUUGAAACCAGGCCAGACAGUCCUCAUUCAAGGCACGGGAGGCGUUGCCUUGACCGCUCUCAUCUUCGCAAGAGCUGCUGGUGCGACCACGAUUCUUACGUCGUCAAGCGACGAAAAGCUCGAGAAAGACUCAUCCCAAUUGGGCUGCUGA